GUUGUGUCCAUUUAUCGCUGCUUCUGUCUGGUAGUGAUUACAUUAAAGGUGAUUGGGUGAACCCGUGUCACGUGACCGUCCUCGACAGGAGUUUCCACGACAGCUGAGUAGCAGCUAAAUGCGUUUUUUCACCUGUAACAUAGAUCAUUUUAACUCCACUGAGUCGAAGUUUCGUAAAAUGGGUGACAAGAAGAGCCCCACAAGGCCAAAGCGGCAAUCGAAGCCCUCCGCCGACGAUGGGUACUGGGACUGUAGCGUCUGCACGUUCAGGAACACCGCUGAGGCGUUCAAGUGCAUGAUGUGUGAUGUCAGGAAGGGUACGUCAACUCGAAAACCACGGCCUGUUUCUCAGCUGGUUGCACAGCAAGCGAAUCAGCAGUUUGUACCCCCCAUGCUCCCCAAAAAGGAGAAGAAGGAAAAAUCUGAGAAAGACAAGAGCGAUAAAGAACCAACACUGAAAAAGAAAAGCCAUAAAAAGAUGAGGCCCCGGUUAAAAAACAUAGACAGGAGCAGCGCCCAGCAUCUAGAGGUCACAGUUGGAGACUUGACAGUAAUAAUCACAGACUUUAAGGAGAAAGCCAAACCCACGUCCACUUUGACAAGCGCCGCCUCAGCAGACCAACACAGUCAAAGUGGCUCGAGCUCUGAUAACACUGAACGAGGGGUCUCCAGAUGCUCUUCGCCCCACAGGGAAGGCUCACCGGUUAACGGAGAGACUCGCUAGCCUUCACACUCCCAGUUGGCACGACCCGUUCUUCUGCACUCUCUACAGCCUCAACGAGUGAUUUAAACUUCAACAUGCAUUACGUACUAACACUAUGAAUCCCAUUGUGAUAGCAUUCACCUCUCUUUGGGGCUGUAUUUUUAUUUUUUUUUUCACUGCCUUCCCGUGAUGAUGAAGAAUUCGGGAGUCGGGACGUACGCUGUACACUCGACUCAAAAAGAACUGUUGCCACAAAGAUCUGUCACGAUGGACUGGAAAAAAGGAACGGUAGCAUUUAAAUCCUGGAUUUCUGCCACAUGUUGUGGUUGCUCGAGUUCUAACGUCAGCGUUGCACGGGGUUAGUCGUUGCUGCGCAGAAUACUUGGCGCAUUAUGAAAGAAAAUGAAAAAGUCAUCUUAGAACUGUAGUUUAUCCUUGAAUUGUGUUAUCGUUAUUUGCACUUAAUGGCAUUCUAUGUUCAUGAUUAAAAAGAAAAGACGUGUGCAUUAUUUCCACUUUUCCCAUUAUCAGUAAAUCAUAACACUGUGGUUACUGGCUUUAUUCAGCUCUCAUUUUAUGCCAUUGGAUGCAAUCUUCUUUUUUUUUUACUGUACUGUAACAUUUGAGUAAAAGUAAUGAAUAAUUAUUGAAAGUAUGCUUCUCAUUCACUUGGUAGAGUUAAGCAUGAUUUAAUCUCUAGAAUGGUUUAUAUUGUAAAAUAAUGUUAAAUAAAACAAGUUGUAGAUA
Cyclopterus lumpus (lumpfish) is the source of this 1450-nucleotide messenger RNA. Its product is annotated as YY1-associated factor 2-like. The transcript is spliced from 4 exons. Gene Ontology annotation, molecular function: DNA binding; transcription coregulator activity. NCBI's taxonomy places the organism in Eukaryota, Metazoa, Chordata, Actinopteri, Perciformes, Cyclopteridae. Gene Ontology annotation, biological process: positive regulation of DNA-templated transcription. Gene Ontology annotation, cellular component: nucleus. The coding region runs from base 119 to 724 and encodes 201 amino acids. The record is from RefSeq and is a predicted model, not a curated record.